GUGUCGGUCACACCGAUUAGUUUGUUCAGUUUUGUUUUCUCUCGUCUUGCUUGCUGGUCGGCGUUUUGCUACGUUUCGUCUUUUCGUAACCGCAAUUUCUCAAACAGUUCACAACAACAAAGUGCGAAAUUCGAAAUUUCUUGUUCUCAAUAUAAUCUAAGAGCACCUGUCCAAGCAUUACCGCUAAUUUAAAGAAAACAAACAAUAAGUUAACAAAGUAGUUACAACUUUAAAACCUCAAAAGCAGAAACCAACAACGAAGCGAAUUCUGGCAACAAACUAUAGAGCAAAAUUAAAACAACAUAGUAUAAUAGGAAGAAACCUACAUACUAAUAACGGGGCUGAUAACUCAACUCAACAACAACUAGAAGAAGAAGUAGAAGAAGAAGGCGAAAAGGAAGAAGAAGAAGACACAUAUUAAAUUAAAAGAUGUCAUUUCGCGUGGUUCGCAGCUCAAAGUUUCGUCACGUCUAUGGACAGUCGUUAAAACGGGAGCAAUGUUACGAUAAUAUUCGCGUCUCCAAGUCCAGCUGGGAUUCCACAUUCUGUGCGGUUAAUCCAAAGUUCUUGGCCAUCAUUGUAGAGUCGGCGGGCGGCGGUGCGUUCAUUGUAUUGCCACACAACAAAGUUGGACGCAUUGCAGCUGAUCAUCCACUGGUCGGUGGACACAAAGGUCCAGUUUUAGAUAUUUCGUGGUGUCCACACAACGAUAAUGUCAUUGCCUCUGGAUCUGAGGAUUGUGUAGUCAAGGUGUGGCAAAUACCCGACGGCGGUUUAUCGCGCACACUCACCGAACCAGUUGUGGAUCUGGUUUUCCAUCAGCGUCGCGUUGGUCUCGUCCUUUGGCAUCCCUCGGCGCUCAAUGUAUUGCUCACCGCCGGCUCUGACAAUCAGGUAGUCAUAUGGAAUGUGGGCACUGGUGAGAUUCUUGUGCACAUUGAUUCGCAUCCGGAUAUUGUGUACAGCGCGUGCUUCAAUUGGGAUGGUUCCAAGCUGGUCACCACAUGCAAGGAUAAAAAGAUACGCAUCUACGACCCGCGCAGCGGCGAACUGGAGAGUGAGGCAAUGUGUCAUGAGGGCUCCAAGGCCACACGUGCUAUCUUUCUACGUCAUGGAUUGAUUUUUACCACCGGUUUCAAUCGCAGCUCGGAACGUCAGUAUUCGCUGCGUGCUCCGGAUGCCCUAAGCGAGCCCAUUGUCAUGGUGGAGCUCGACACAUCAAACGGUGUCAUGUUCCCAUUGUAUGACGCGGAUACGAAUCUGAUUUAUCUGUGCGGCAAGGGCGAUUCUGUGAUUCGUUAUUUCGAGGUGACACCGGAGCCUCCAUUUGUGCACUACAUCAACACAUUUCAAACUCCGGAUCCACAGCGAGGCAUUGGAUUGAUGCCAAAGCGUGGCUGUGAUGUUACCACCUGCGAAGUUGCCAAAUUCUAUCGUCUGAACAAUAAUGGUCUAUGCCAGGUCAUAUCGAUGACAGUGCCGCGCAAGUCUGAUCUCUUCCAGGAGGACCUCUAUCCUGAUACGCUGGCGGAAGACGCCGCAAUCACGGCCGAAGAGUGGAUAGCUGGCAAGGAUGCCGAUCCGUUGACAUUCUCCCUCAAAGAUCGCGUUUCUAUUGUACAGGGUGGCUAUGUCUCAUCAUCCGGCAACAAGUCGCUUUCGCUCAGCAAGAAGGAAAACAUACUGAACAAGGCGUCCGCCUCAAGAGGAGGUGGUGGAGGCGGUGGUAAUUAUUCACCCGCCAACAACAACGAGUCCAAUGAUGGUGGUGCGCCCGCAGCGAUAUUUACGGAAAAGGAUCAUCGCAAUAUUCUGGAUGAGAUUCGCAAGCUGAAGGCUAUUAUUGUGAAACAGGAGAAUCGGAUACGCGCCCUGGAAGCAAAGGUCACUGCAGCCGCCGGCGAUGAAACGGAUGCCCGCAACAGCAACAAAAAUGGCAGCGGUUCAACUGCAGCAGCAACAGCGGCAGCAGAUAGCAGUCAUGUUAGUGAAAGUGCCAAUGAUCAUGCCGCAUCCACUGCGUCAGCAAAAGCGGCGGACAAUGCACAUGACGAGGAUCCAAAAACGGACCCAGAUGCGGCGCCUCAAAAACAAGUAGUGGAUGCUGUAAAGAAAGUGUUUUACAUAUCCGACAACUUGUUGCAUGCCGAUGAUGACCACCGAAUGUGCUUGGAGCGCUUCUAUCACCCAGGCAAGGGACAGUCUGCCAUGUUUGUGACGCUUGGGGAUCGCAGCAUUAUGGAGUUGUUAGAGUACGGAGAGCCUCGUCGCAGCUGGCUGCUUAACAACGAAGUCUGCUCAAAUGGCCGCAUUUACAUGACGACGCCAAUCGAUGCCACCCUCCUCGCGCUCCACCAUCUCCGCAAGCAUUGCUCACAACGCGCCAUGUCGCUGGACAGUAUUAACGUUGAUGGGAACGAUGCCAGCACAAACCGCCUACUUACCAAAUUUGUAAGCGCCGCCAGUCUCAAGUGUGUGGCAGAUGUAAAGACCUCCGGUGAGCUGAUCUUCUACAAGUACAACGCGGAUCGUACGCUGGCCUGGCUUGCUCUGAAAACGCGCCAAGUUGUGUCCGUGCUAAAGGCAAAGCAAGUACACUGCGGACUCGGCGCCAAAUCGCAGAACUAUGUGCGGAGCGAGAAACUGGUGACGGAAAAUGAUGUCAAUGAAAUGGAUUACAUGCGCAUGGCCUGUGACUAUGUGGGCCGCUAUCUGGAUGCGGACUUGCACGAAGAACUUAAUCGUUAUUUGCACAUACCAAGUGAAAUCCAGGCGAUGGUUGAGGAGAAGUCCACAGCGCAGAAAAGAAAAUCCCAGCAGGGUCAACAAAGCGCAAAUAGCAAAAAGAUGAAACUCGCAAGCGGUGACAAUGGAAGCGUCGAUGCUGCAGCCCAACUGAGGAAUAGCAGUCUGCUGGACGAUGAUGAUGCCAAGGAAUCUAUUACGUCGCCCACAACACCGGCUCCGCUCAAGGAGCGCACCAUGACUGCCAAAGAGAAGGCGCUGGCCAAGGAGCUAAAAAUAUGCUGUCUGAAGAAGGAAGAGUUACAAGUCAUGUCAGCGGAUGGUGAAUCGGCGACUGAUCCACAAGCCUGCCCAGAAAUUGGAGAAGUGGCGGCCGCAUUGGCAGCAUCCUGGGAGACUACAACAGUCAGCAGCGAGCCGAAUGAUCAGAAGGAGCAGGAAGUGUUCAAGGUGCCAUUACCUGUGAAGGAUGCUGGCAACCAGGAGGAGAAGAAAGAGAAGGUGGAUACAUUGACGCCUGGCUAUGAGCACAAGCAUACGCUGGCGGGUCAUAUGUAUUACAUUAGUGCGGUAAGAUUCUGUCCUCGUGGGGAUUGGCUGGCCAGUGGAUCGACCGAUAGAUUCCUCAAGUUGUGGGACGUGGGCACGGGUCAGUUGAUUAAAUCCCUGCAGGGACACGUGCUGGGCAUCAACGAUUUGAAUUGGUCGCCGGAUAGUAAAUGCCUUAUCAGCUGCAGUGAUGAUAAGACCAUCAAGCUAUGGGAUCUCCGCAGUGGCAAUUGCCUCAGGACAAUGCAGGGACACAAGGAUCAGGUCUUUGCCUGCUGUAUGCAUCCUCAAUCGAAUCUGAUCGCAUCCAGCAGUAUGGACUGCACCUUCCGACUCUGGGAUGUGCGUAAUGGCAGAUCCCUCAAAGUGGUGCCCGCCCACAUGGAUCCGAUAUCAUCGGUGGACUUUAAUCGAGAUGGCAAUCUCCUUGUCACCGGCAGCUUCGAUGGACUCGUUCGCAUCUGGGACACCAUCAGUGGCCAAGUGCUGAAGACCCUCAUCGAUGAGGACAACUCGCCCGUUGGCUAUGUGAAAUUUGCACCAAAUGGCCGAUAUAUACUGGCCGCCUAUCUGAACAGUCAGAUCAAGCUGUGGAACUUUCAGAAACCCAAAUGCCUGCGCAUCUACAAAGGUCACACAAAUCUGAACUACUGCAUCUCUGUGAACUUCUCUGUGACGGCUGGCAUGUGGAUCGUCUCGGGCAGCGAGGAUAAUGCCCUGCACAUCUGGAGUCUGCAGAGCAAGAAGCUCGUCCAGAAACUGAAUGCCCACAACCAGGUGCUCAUCUGCACCGAUUGCCAUCCCAACCAGAAUUUGAUUGCAACCGGCGCCUUGCAAUGCGAGGCGAAUCUUAAGCUUUGGCAAAGCAGCGAAACUUCCUUGACUUGAUAUUU
Molecule: messenger RNA, 4187 nt
Organism: Drosophila innubila
Lineage: Eukaryota; Metazoa; Arthropoda; Insecta; Diptera; Drosophilidae
Gene: coro
Exons: 10
Coding region: 430-4182 (1250 amino acids)
Cellular component (GO): ribonuclease H2 complex
Molecular function (GO): protein binding
Source: RefSeq, a predicted model, not a curated record